Guillardia theta CCMP2712 is the source of this 675-nucleotide messenger RNA. RefSeq lists its product as hypothetical. The transcript has 10 exons. The record is from RefSeq and is a predicted model, not a curated record. Lineage: Eukaryota; Cryptophyceae; Pyrenomonadales; Geminigeraceae. Gene Ontology annotation, biological process: endoplasmic reticulum to Golgi vesicle-mediated transport; Golgi organization; intracellular protein transport. The annotation marks the transcript as partial. Gene Ontology annotation, cellular component: endoplasmic reticulum-Golgi intermediate compartment; Golgi apparatus; endoplasmic reticulum.
UUCCGUGCCUUGUGAUUCAUGCUGCGAUGUUUGCACUUGCUUUCUUUGUUGACUGUCACGACCGCUCUUAAGUUCGACCUUCCUUCAGGAAAAGUCAAGUGCUUCAGUGAGGAUCUCCCUUCCAAUACACUUGUGACUGGAGACUUUGCAGCUGAAGCAAUUCCCGAUGGACAAAACAACAUGCCUAUCGAAAUUCAGGUGACAGACCCGUUUGAAAAAAUAAUCUACACCAAGGACGACAUAUCACAGGGCAAGUUUGCAUUUACAACUGCAACUACGGGAGACUAUAUUGUCUGUUUCCAUAACAAAGGUGGACUUGAAUUCAUGACACAGAGGAGAGUAAGUCUUGUUUUGAAGCAUGGAAUAGAUGCUCGCGAUUAUUCACAAGUAAUGAAAGAAGAACAUUUGUCAGGAGUACAGGGUGCGUUGAGAGAAAUGGAAGAUCGACUGACAGAAAUACGACAACAAUUUGUUUCCGAGAGAAAACGAGAAGAGUAUCUGAGAGAUCUGACUGAAACAACAUGCUCAAGGGUAAUGUGGUUUGGAGUUUUCACUGUUCUGGUUUGUAUAGGCACAAGCAUGAUACAGUAUCACGAUCUUUUUCGUGUUCUAAAGAAAGGAAAAUAUCUUGAUUGAACACAUGAAAAGAUUUAAUACAGAAUCAUUUGAACACGA